AUGGAUAUUUCAGCGGCUGGAGAAGCAAGAAAAUUACAGCUGAACGAGUUGGAUGAAUUGCGUUUGUUUUCAUAUGAGAAUGCUAAAUUGUACAAGGAAAAGACAAAGAGAUGGCAUGAUGAUAGAAUCAAGGAAAGAGUUUUUGCAAAAGGACAAGAAGUGUUACUCUUUAAUUCAAGGCUCAAACUCUUUCCUGGAAAAUUAAAGUCCCGUUGGUCUGGCCCGUUUACUGUCCAAGAAGUGACUCCUUUUGGUGCGAUUACAGUGAAAGAUCAACAAUCCGGGAGGGAAUUUAAAGUGAACAGGCAGCGGCUGAAACACUAUUGGAGAGGCAAGAUUGUGUUCUUUUCUGUGUGCAGAGAACCUAGUGAAAAAGGCUGUGGAAGUGAAGAAGUUUUGAAUUGGGCAAAAUCAUUAAGUUUGGGGUGGCAGGUUGCUGUUCAGUUGCUAUAG
Messenger RNA from Cannabis sativa, 453 nucleotides. RefSeq lists its product as uncharacterized. The record is from RefSeq and is a predicted model, not a curated record. The coding region runs from base 1 to 453 and encodes 150 amino acids. Lineage: Eukaryota; Viridiplantae; Streptophyta; Magnoliopsida; Rosales; Cannabaceae. The transcript has 2 exons.